AUGGAUAGAGGUAUCGAUGUGAACUUGAAGUCAGCCCUCACCGUGGCCAACCCAGAGGAUGACGACGUCUCCAGGGAGGUCUACUUGGGUGUGGUAAAAAGCUACAAUGACCGCCGUGGCUUUGGAUUUCUGGCUUGUACAGAAACGGCUGAUCGCUUCGGCCGCGAUGUCUACAUGCCAAAGGCCGAAGCCACAAUGGCCGCGUUACUUGCGGCUGGUGUAGAUAGAGAAGCGGGCAUCAGCAUGGUGAUGAACGGGUUUUGUGGCGCAGCGGCAACAGCCGCCGCCGUAGCAGCCGCGCCGCGCGGACCCGAGGCCGCGAAAGCCGCAGCAGCGGCAGCGGCACAGCUGGAGAAGGAAGGCGAGAAGUCCACCGCGCCCCGUUUGGCGGAGGAGGACGUGGUGUUCUUCCGUGUGCGGCUGAGCGUGGAGGGCUAUCCACAGGCUGUCUGCGUCCAGCGCCUGCGCAAGCUUACCGGGAGCGUGCUCCUUGCACCUUCCCACACAAAAGGAUCGAUCGUCAGCGAUGAGGCUGUGGCAGUCUGUGGGCGCAAAGAGGUCGUGUUUGAUACCGAAGCCUGUGGACAGCUGCGGUUGAUUCCUGGCGAUGUCGUGACAUUCUGCAUCCCAGAGGCUGAAGAGAAGCUCGGCGCUGUCGCGAAACCCGCACCAUUGCCGGCCCCAGCAGCCAAGAUGAUUUCCCUAUGCAGCACGAGCCGUGCAAGUGGCACUGUCUUGGGUUGUUUCACCCUGGACUUGCCUAGAACCUUGCCAGACAAUGUGAAUGCUCCGCUGCGAGCAAACCUGAAGCUUCCCUGUCACGCCUUCGGAGACAAACUCGUUCUGGCGCGCCUGACAGAUGAUUUAGAUGAUGCAGAGCUUAUGCGGUUCUUCUCCAAGCAAGGUGCCACAGGAGCCAUUGUGGCGCAUGCCCGCGCCUGCAGUUUUGCUUCGGUGUCCUUUGCCAGCAUUGCAGAUGUGGCUCGAUUCCUGGGUCGCAUUGCCCAUGCUUUCGCAGAUGAUCGGGGCACACUUGUUGCCAGACUACUUCCCUUGGAUCCCAAGCUUGAUGCCAUUGCAACGCUUCCUGCGCUACCGGCACCACAGCUCUCGGCCAAGGACAGCAACGGCGAUGACCUUGAAUCGGGUGCACUGCUUGUGCUCUGGUCCCCGCUGGUCUUGGCUGUGGCUUACUCUGUGGAGCUCCGGCCCGCAGGUACCGAUGGACCAUGGGCCUCGGUUGACGUUGGCUCUAAGAUGGGCUCAAGUAGCCAUCGCUUUGACUCGUCCACUUCCUCUUGCAAGGUGACGAGUCUACAGCUGACCACUCGGUAUGAGGCCCGAGUUUCCUACUUCACCGACUGCGGCACGACCUCAGAGGCCUCUGAGGCAUCCGAGCCAUGCACGCCAUCCCAAGGCUCUGAUGCAAAGCCAAAGACGGUGACAGCAACAAGCCCUCCACCUACACAUGCUCGACCAGGGGCACCUGGGGCUCCAGAGUAUGUGGCAACACACAACACACACCCAGCCCACUACCCGCCCCCAAGCCUCAGUACACUGCCUCCACCAGCACCAGUGAACCCGACCUCAACUUGGUCAGGUUGGAGCACCAGCACGACAGAAGCCGCUGCCUAUCCGCCGCCUCUGCCGCUGCCGCAGACAGUGCCUCCGCCGGGGCCAGAUCCCUUUGCUGCAGGCUACCCACCGGCUCCAGCGGCUGCUGCGCCACCACCACCCUGGAGGUCUCCAGCCGGUCUGGUGGUCCCACCACCAGCUGCGCCGGAACUGCAGACCUGCGACGACCAGGGCUUUGCGCUGAAUGUCGUGUGGCCUUCCGUGCUGCAAGCAGUGUCCUACGUGGUGGAGAUUCGUGCGUCGGAUUGCUCAAGCUUCGAGCGCUUUGUGCGCCCUGCUCCGGAGGCCGAGUCUUGCUUUGAGG
Symbiodinium pilosum is the source of this 1939-nucleotide messenger RNA. The record is from the annotation of a GenBank genome assembly. NCBI's taxonomy places the organism in Eukaryota, Dinophyceae, Suessiales, Symbiodiniaceae.